AGGAGCAGCACAGGAGCGAGGAGGCGCGAGGAGGCGCGGGAACCACACCAGAGGAGGCGCGAGGAGGAGCGGAAACCACACCAGAGGAGCACGCAGUGUCCAGGCUCGAGUCAGGAGUGUAACCGCCGUGUGUGUGUGUGUGUGUGUGUGAGAGAGAGAGAGAGAGAGAGAGCCGCUGGAAUGUGAUGUCUGACCUGCAGGCUUGUGUUUUGGUGAAGUUGGGUUUUAGCACGGAGAGAAAACACGCUGCUAACUGGUUAGCUGGUUAAAUUAGUUAAACCCGUGUUGUAGAUGUGUGAAGGUGAUGAGUGUCGCAGGGUUGGGGAUAAACCGAGCCAAACUCUGGACAUAAACCAUGUUAAACUGUGAGUGAGUGAGUGAGUGUGUGUGUGUGUGUGUGUGAGAGAGAGAGAGAGAGAGAGAGUGUGUGUGUGUGUGUGUGUAAGCUCUGUGUUUCCUGUCUCCUCACCAGCUGUAGAUAGUCUUAGAGAUGACACGGGUAGUUAGUUAACACUAACCAGCAGUGCCUCCUGUUGCUCUGAAGCUGGUUAAAGCGACAGGUUUCCAUUACCUGUGUGUGUGUGUGUGUGUGUGUGUGUGUGUGAGUGUGUGUGUGCGCCUUGUUCUUGAGUCACAAUGGCCGUGUGCUGUCCUCUUCGCCUCCCUUCACCCCCCCAUGAGCUCAGGAGACUCCUCACAGAUGUGCCGCGCGUGUCUUCGACGCUUUCGCCUCCUCUCACCUCCGAGCUCGGCCUUUCCUCGUGACCGCUCCUCUAACGCGGCGCUCUCACACCGUCUGAUCAAGAUGAGCUUCAUAUAUAAAUAACACAGAAUCUCCAGGCUGUUAGAAAUCGCCGCAGCUCGGGCUCGUUCGGUCAACGAUGAUUUAUGGAUUAAUACCUCUGGAGUUACACGAACAACUCCUCGAUCAUGAGAACUACCAGAAUCGAACGAGCGGUGUCGAAGAGCUGAAAUCCCUCCUGUCCGAGCUGGACUUAAAAUCCGUUCCCUUCGACACCAUCGUGGAAUUCGUUUACUUUUUAGACAAACUCCUGGACGACCCAAACUUUAAGGUCUUGUACGGCACUUUACAGGUCCUGAACCUCCUCGUUCAGAAGCUCGAUGGCGAUGUGGACCGGUACUACAGGCAGAUCGUCCAGGUGGCCGUUAAAACCCUGGGGGACACGCGCACCGUUCCCAGGAACGAGUACAUGAUGAUUUUCCGGCAGCUCAUGCGGGUCGUAGGGCCGCAGAAAGUCCUGGAUCUCUUGACGCGACACUUGAAGCACAAAAACUCCAGAGUGCGAGAAGAUGUUCUUAAUGUCAUCACAGCCGCCGUGCUCGCGCACCCCAGGAAGGACUUUAACAUCCCGCACCUGUGUUUCCUGGUCGCUCCUUAUCUCGCCGACAGCAAGAAGAGGGUGCGGCACGCGGCCCUGGAGCUCUUCGCCGUUUUCGAUUACUGUCUCGACACGGGCAAGAAGCAGCCGAUCAUGAAGGCUGUAGACAGGGUGGAGCUCACCGGUGAUGCUGACGGCCUCAUGGCCGCCGUACAGGCGAGAAGAGCCAGACACAUCCUCCCCCGGCUGUCCGCAGACGGUACGGUGGAGUACGCGCUGGUUCUCCCCAAACCCGGCCAGCGGCGCACGCCCCAGUUCGGAUCCGGCGCCGAUCUGGACUGGAUCCUUAACGGAGGGAGAUCGAACAGCGCCAGGAGCCACAGGACGGACGUGGACUCGGAAGGUAUGAGUGCCUACAGCAGCGUCGGGUCUCUGACCGACGAGACGUCGUUACAGAGGAGGAUAAUGAGCGCCGGCAAGGGUAAGAACAAACUGCCCUGGGAGAGGUCCAGCCUUCUGUCCGCAGGAGAUCAGGAACCCUGCGGCGUAUCGAACGGGAAGUCUACCAACAAGUCGAGUCUUGAAGAUCUCACGACGUCCUCGAGACUGAAUCAGGAACCCAGUGUCACACACUCCGCAGAACCAAUUCAGUCACAAACUUCUGGCCUGAGGAGAGACCCCGCAGCCAGACUCCGGCGAAGCGGCAGCCUAGACUCGAACCCAGACAUCUUCAAAGCAGCCAGCUCCAGGGACGCUGACAGAGGUCUUCCCAGGACCGGUCGGCUCCCGGGGUCCGGAAACUCCAACGUGGAGCGGACUUUCUCUCUUCCCUCUAAUCCCACUCCUCCUGGCUCCUUUCUGCUGCCCUCCUACCCUCUGGCCAGUCUGACGGGGGUGCAGUUAACUCCCACGCUGUCCCGCAGAUCCCACGCUGACUCCGCCCUCUCCAUGUCCAACACCUGGCCCAACAACCAGGAGAUAAGCCCGCGACACAGGGAGCCCAGUCCAUGGAGGAAUACUAAUGGUGAGGCCGGCUCCUCCAGGUGUUCUCCAAGGCACACUUCUCGAACCAGUAUUGCGGCGUCCUCGUCGUUUCCUCAGGCUCUGAACGCAGUCAGGUCCUCUCCACCCGUCUCCCCGAUCACGCAGCUGCCUGUGAAGGACGUGGGGAACCCGAGGGAUCAGCGGAGUAGGAAUCUCCACCUCGACCUGACCGGAUUGAACCUGCAGGACCCAGAUGAGGAGCCCGUGGACAAGGAUGAGAUGAUGAACUCGCUGCGCUCCUUGCGUAACAGCGCAGCUAAGAAGCGAGCGAAGGCGAGCGCGAGCGGCUCCGAGCCGGAUCCAGACAGUCCAGACUCGGCUGUUAAACUCGAGCCGAACCUCGAUUCGUCGUCUCAGACGUCUCCGUCAUUAACGAGCCCGCUGAGUGACAGCAGCCUGUCCAGCCUCUAUUCUCCAACCACUCCUACCAUCAACGGCACCAAGAGCAGCCCAGGAAACUCAACAGCGAGAACACGGUUCACGAGAGUUCCAUCAGGGAGAAAGAAAACCCCUUCAAUGGGAGCCGGUCCUCAAGGUGUCGUACAGCAGGAGAAGCUCUGUACCGAUGUGAGCGUCAGCGUUGUUGGUCAGAGAGUAUCGUACUCUAACGGAGCAGCAGAGGAGAAGCCAAGAGACCCGUCUCCGCCUCUGCAAGUCAGACCUGCAGGACGCGAGCCUCUUAGAGCUCUGAGGCCGGCCAAAGGAUCUCAGAUGCACAGCACAAAGGCCUCUGGUGUUAAUGACAUGUCUGAGGGGAUAGUUGGCAGGGGGGUUUUCGGCAGCAUGGUUCUCCCGAGUCGUCUCGACGUGGCGGCGUGUCCCGAGCAGGACGGGUCCGUGAACAAAACCUCGUACGAACCACCAGCUGGAGUCUACGGCCACACUGUCUCUGGGAGUCACUUCGAAUCUGAUGACGAAGCUGAAGAGGGAACGGACAGGAUGAAGCUGUCCAAGUUCACGAGGGACAAGAUGCGGCACCACUGGUUAGAACAGCAAGAAGCCCCGCCCACACCGCGAAUGAGGCAGAGCCGUAGACGUGUAACAGCGGAGGUAACCACGGAUGAAGCAGCGUCUCUAAAAGAGAUUCAGCUGAACGGUUGCGUUUUACCCUCCAAUAAGACUGAAAUCCUCAAAAGGGAAUCACUCAGAAGUCCUACAGGUGCACAGGGACCCCAGAAUCCUCAGAAAUGUUCCAGCCCCCAUCAUCAGCCGAGUCCUCCCGCAGGCGUCCCGAGCAGACACACGCCCCCUCGGCGGAGAAGAGCUCCCAGUCUGACCCGAGCACAGCCGUCUCUGUCCAACAGCUCGGAUGACAUCAUACCGGGUACCCAAAAGAAGGAUCCCAGCGAGCAGGUGGAGCUGAGACCGUUCUCCAGACCCGAGCUCGCUCUCACGCAGGGCUUCAGACUGCUCAGCUUAGACGACUGGGAGAAGAAAAUUGAGGGUCUCGUGUGCCUGCGCUGUUUGGCGCGGUAUCACUCUGAUGUGCUUAGCAGUAGACUUCAUGAUGUCUGCCUUGCUCUUAUUCAGGAGGUUCGGAACCUGCGCUCUAGCGUGUCCCGCAUCGCCGUGGUGACUUUAGGUGAGCUGUACUCCGGCCUGCAGAAGGGAAUGGACCAGGAGCUGGAGGGAACAGCCAGAGUGCUGCUGCACAAAGCAGGAGAGUACAACGCUUUCAUCAGGCAGGACGUGGAUGCAGCUCUGGAUAGCAUGGUGCAGAACUGUACGCCCACACGCAGCAUGAACGCACUACUCACCGGAGGACUCGGGCACUUGAACGCAGUCGUAAGGAAGUGCACCGCUCAGCACUUGAACACUCUGGUGGACAAGAUCGGAGCUGGCCGCUUACUGUCUGGCGCUAAAGAUCUCACUGACCGGAUCCUACCUGCUGUCUCCAAGCUGGCGCAGGACUCUUCACAGGAAACCAGAUAUUUUGGUCGGCAAAUGCUGCUGUUCUUGUCGUCUCACCGUGACUUUGACAAGAUGGUGGAAAAGUAUAUCCCUGCCAAAGACCUGGCAACCAUCAGGGACACCGUCGCCAGUCUGAAGACCAAGGGACUGGGUGAGAUCCCUCAGGACACGCCUUCGGCUCGCGGCAGGCGCUCUAUGUCCGGCGGUGGGUUGGUGCGCGCCUCGUCUCUCACCCGCGAACCUCAGUUCUCCAGCAGCAAAGACGGCAGCAAAGCUCAGUUCCACAGCAUCGCAGACAAAACCGAGUACGUCAAGCAGCUCAGAGCCCUGCUGGCCUCCAAAGACUUCCGGGAACGCAUCAGGGGCAUCGACCAGCUGGUGGCUGACUGUGAGGAAAACCCUUAUAUGGUCAUGGGCAACAUGUUCCCGGUGUUUGAUGCUUUUAAAGAACGGCUACAGGAAUCGAACAGCAAAGUGAACCUCUACGCGUUGGAAGCCUUACAGAAGAUAAUCACCAUCCUUAAAGACAACUUGGUCCCAGUGGUCCACAUCCUUGUUCCAGCUGUAGUGGACAAUCACCUCAACUCGAAGAACAACGGCAUCUACGCGGCUGCGACAGGGGCCGUCCAAGCACUGAUGGAGAACCUGGACAACACCCUGCUACUUCAGCCGUUUUGCACAAAGGCCCAGUUUCUCAGUGGGAAGGCUAAACUGGACCUUGUAGACAGAGUUGCAGAGCUGGUCAGAGAGCUGUACCCCCGCAAGCCCCAGCUGGUCGAGCAGAAAGCGCUCCCUCUGCUCUGGCACCUCCUCAGCUCCUCCUGCAAGAGCGGCACGGUCCACGGCAGGAGCGGCACCAUGAGAGGAGCCACCGCCAACCUGUGCCAAUCGCUGCACGCUCACAUGGGCACGACGCUGCUGCUGAAUCACGCUGCUUCUCAACCUUCUAACAUCUCCACGGGCCUGAACGAGAUCCUGCAGACCCUCUGAGCUGACAGACUACUUGAAAAUAGAGAUGUUCUCACGUUUUUCACAGUGCCUGCACUUUAAAAUAAACCAAUCAGAGUUUUUAUCCCUUACAAACAAGCAGAAAUGUUGCAUAAAACGUUUUGGACUUUAAAAGAGUUCGCUGUAGAUUUUAGCUAAUUGUGUAUCAGGUUUAAAAUUCCCUUUCGGCACUUUGAAUCACUAACGCUAUCAUGAGCAUGGCCGUCGUGGUGACUUGAGGUGUAUAUUUUAUUCUGUGAUUUGUUGAUGUUGUUUUCCUCUUAUUGGGUUUUUACAGAAAUCUCGACGUGUCCCCGUUCAAUGAUGCAGAAUGUGAGUUUUGUGUCAUGUGACUUUUCUACCAGGAUUCUUAAAUGGUUGUUUUAAACCUUUUGUGCGUUUGUGAUUUCCUGACACUUUUGUAUCGUGUAGGUAUGAAGUGUAACGGCACAGUAUUAGCUUCAUAUACACUAUAUUCACCCGCGGUAUCUAACGUGUCGUGUACGAGUGUGCAUCUAUAAUGAUUUAUUAACUGAUAAGUUGGACCUGUCUUACCUACCUAUCCUUUUUGCAUGACCAAAUAUAGAAGUGGAGUGAAGAGUAUAUUUCUAGUGGAAAAAAACAAACAUAUAUAUUUUGAUGUAUACAGAUAUUUAACUCUGGAUGUAAGCAGCCAUAUUUUUGGUGAACGUUAACAGGCUAAACAAAACAUUUGGAGAAAUUUAGCUUCAAACUAAUAAAUAUAUUUCUAGUCUACAGAUGAAUUUACGCCCAGGUCUGUAAUUCAGUCUAGUGCCAGUCUUUAAAUAAAGUUUCAGAGAUCUAAUGUUAAUUUAUAUUGAAUAUGUUUCUCAACAUGGUGUAUGAAAAAGAUUGAUCUAUAUAUUAAAAUGUUUUAUUUCAGUAAA
Molecule: messenger RNA, 6190 nt
Organism: Clarias gariepinus (North African catfish)
Lineage: Eukaryota; Metazoa; Chordata; Actinopteri; Siluriformes; Clariidae
Product: TOG array regulator of axonemal microtubules protein 1
Exons: 22
Coding region: 882-5285 (1467 amino acids)
Biological process (GO): microtubule cytoskeleton organization
Cellular component (GO): cytoplasmic microtubule; cilium
Molecular function (GO): microtubule binding
Source: RefSeq, a predicted model, not a curated record